Phymastichus coffea is the source of this 3613-nucleotide messenger RNA. It is a transcript of the gene Vps50, whose product is annotated as syndetin. NCBI's taxonomy places the organism in Eukaryota, Metazoa, Arthropoda, Insecta, Hymenoptera, Eulophidae. The transcript has 10 exons. Gene Ontology annotation, molecular function: SNARE binding. The record is from RefSeq and is a predicted model, not a curated record. The coding region runs from base 510 to 3005 and encodes 831 amino acids. Gene Ontology annotation, cellular component: EARP complex. Gene Ontology annotation, biological process: retrograde transport, endosome to Golgi; endocytic recycling.
AACAAAGCUGUAAUAAUCGAGUUUCAAAAUAAUCGAAAAAAUCGAAUAAUUUGUUAAAUAAUCGAAUGCUUAUCGAUUAAUCGAAUAUAAUCGAACAUCACUAUACAAGAGACCUAGAUGCGUUACGAUUAGGAAAAAAAGUAUUGGAUGGUUAACACCAUAUUUCCAUCACUAGACACUGUACAGUGUACACCCGCCGAAUCAUUCUGUGUACACCCUGAUGAAAUUUUCAAGGACUAUCAGUUUGUCAGUUAUGUGUAAUGUCGACAUUGACUUAACUUAAAGGGUGUUAGUAUAUAUUCUUGCUGAUUCAAGUAGCUUAGUUUUAAUAACUGGCAUGGUAAAAAAGCUGUCAAGAAGAAAGUUUGAUCAAGUACUUGCAGGUCCUAUGUGUGACUUUGAGCACUCUGUAUCUUCCUAUAGCUUUGUACAUAAUUACCAUGAGCAUAAAUAAUACUGCAUAUUAAUUGUCGAUUUUUUUAGACCGACUGUGGAUAAUAAAUAUUGGGAUGGACUAUCCACCAGAGUUGAAAGAUUUACUCUUUAUAAAAUCAAAACCUAUACAAAUGGUUGAUAUAGAUCCUUUGAAUUUUAUUAAACUGGAAUAUUUUAAUAAUGAAAAAUUGGAUACAGGGCGAUUUGUAUUACAUCAUAUGAGUAAUUUUAGAGAUUUACGUGAGAUAUCAACCUAUUGUAGUAAACUUAAAAAUCAGCACCGAAUACUUUCUACACAAGUAAUAAUUUUAAUUCUUCAAAAGUGGUCUUUAUAUGAAAAUCAUCUACAUAUAAUUAGGAAAGUUCAGAAAAAAUUGACCCAUACUGUAGAAAUUUGCAGAAGUUGUAGAAGAAGUUUGAAUUUAAAAUCAUCAGAAUUGAUUUUUGCAAGUUUAAAAAUUCUAUAUUUCUUUCGAAAGAGAAAAGUCAUUGGACGAAUAUUGAAAUUACUUCACAACAUCAAGAAAGUGCAUCGUGUUUUGGAGCGACUCCAGCAAAUGCUUAUUGAUAAAAGCUAUCCUAAAUUAGUAUCUUUAAUUUUAGAAUUUCAAAAAGCUAUGGAAAAUCAAAGACAGUAUAUUUGUGUCACAGCUUUACAUCAAAAUCUAAGUGAUAUACUGGAACAAGUUGAAACCAAUUUAGAUAUAUCAUUGUCUAAUAUCAGUGAACACUUUGACAUAAAUAUUUAUGCAUCAAUUUUUACGACAUAUAGCCUUCUCGGAAAAUCUCAAGCAACGAUUGAUCAACUGCAUAUGUAUUUUAUAGCUGCAAUACAUAAUGCAUCAUUAACAUGUAUUCUUAAAUAUGUGAAAACUGACGUUUGCAAACAGUUUUCUACAAUAUGCAGACUGAUUCCAAUAUCUUCUUUUAUUCCCUGUUUACUUGAAUUAUGUAAAUCCUUAUUGAAUAUUCUCAAUUCUUACUGCCUUCUUAUAAAAUGGCAUAAUGAUCAGGAUAAUAAAAUGAAAAAUGAUGACUGCAACGACAAGUUAUCAAUUAUGAACCAGCAAUACGUUUCACAGAUUCUUGAAAAUGGAAUUAUUAAAAUAUGCUGCGAUAUAAGAUUAAAAAUAAAAACUUAUUUGGAUGGCUUCGAUUUAAAAACAUUAAAGAUUGAGGAUUUUUUUGACGCUUUAAUUAUAAUUAAAGAACUAUCAAAAAAUGAAUCGUUGAUUCAACACAAAGAAGAAGAUGAGCUUUAUAAAUUUUUAAAAAAAAAAUUUUUACAAUAUUUACAUUUUUAUCAAGUUUGUCAACUUGAUGAAUUAAAAACAUAUCUAGAAAAUGACGGAUGGGCUUUAUGUCCAGUUAAAUCUACAUUGAAUUUUCAUGAGUUAGACAUGACAUACCAUGAUGUUAGCUUAAGUUCCAUGGUUCAAAAUAAUAUAUCGCUACAUUCAGAAAUUACAUGCAAACAUCAAUUUUCUGAGGAUUCGGAUGAUGGGGAUAUAGAAGAUGACCUGGAACAGACUAAUCAAAAUGACUUUUAUCUAAAAAGUAUCUUGAGAGUAUCAAAAAGCUCAAGACCUAUUAUAACAAAUACAACUCUUGGCGUUCUUAAAGUAUGCAUGAAAUACGUACAAGCUAUUAAAUUUUUAGAAGAAGACGUGAACAUUAUUUUACUUUACAUUAGACAGUUAUUUGAAUUAUACUUCUAUGGAGUUCAUAGUUUUUUUGCUUCAGAUCUGGUGAAAUCUUAUUCUGGUACGAUAUACACAACUAAUUUAAAACGAUCUAUAUCGUAUAUCAAAGAUAACUUAAUUUUAGAAAAAAUAUGCAAAACUAAUGAAUACAUCUUCAAUGAUAAAAUAAGACGACCGCAGUUGUCUCUAACAGUGGACUUAAUUAGUGCUGUUACUUUGUUUGGACUGAAAGAAAGGAUUAUUGCCACAGAAUCUUUGAUCUUUUUUGGACUCCAACUAGAAUCUAUACGACAUAAUUUCAAUUCUUUGAUGUUAGAUGAUUGUAGUCGACAUUCGUUAGAUAAAUUUUAUUGUCAGAUUGUUAGCUCUGCUGUGGAUAUACGAAAACCUAUCUAUACAGCAGCAGUUUCCAAAAUCUUCCAAUUAUCAGACCUUCUGCCGUUGAUAAAUAAUGUCGAUUGGGAACAACAUGAUGUAGCAUGUCAACAUAGCUACUAUAUUGAUUUUUUUUUAAAAGAAAUAUUUCAGUUCAAAUUAAAACUAACAGAUAUUCAGCAUCAUGUGCCUUUCAAUGCAGAUACAAUGAUGAGUUUGUGGGACUGUGUAGCCUAUGUUUCAUCUCAUUUACUGGUAGACGCAUUUUCGACAAUAAAAAAGUGUUCUAAUGGUGGAAGAGCAUUAAUGCAAUUAGAUUUCACCCAAUUCAUUCUAAAAUAUGAAUCCAUUACGUCAUUGAAACCAAUGCCUCAUCAGACUUACGUAGCAUCGUAUAUAAAAGCGUUUUACCUACCUGAAAUAAGUAUAGAAAUGUGGAUCAAAGAACAUCCGGCAAAAGUUUCAACGAAUGAUUACCCGGUGGGCAAGUAAUGGUGACAGUACUAUCUAAUCCAAAGAUCAUGUUCACAAUAACAUUACUCACAAUAAUCUGAUAACUUAAUUUAUCAGAUAAAUUAUGUAAAAAAUAAACAAAAAAUAUUGCAGAAGUAUCUUCGGCAGUCGAUAUAUGACUCAAAUGAGUAUCAGAGCUGAAUUACCUGAACUCACAUUAUAGAACAGGUAUCCUGGAAUACAAGGUUGAAUUCAUUACACAUGAAGAAAGUAAUACCCUCUCCGUUGACGUUGCGAUCCCCAUAUCGAAUCUCCACUAUCAAAAAUCCUACUAGCUAACGAUGCUAUCAUGCACAUUCGGCUCAAGCCCUCAGCGAAAACACGCCAACCCACAACUCAGUGCAUCUACAGCUACAACCACUAAGAACACUCGGAUAAUAUCAUUAAUGUAUUCACGAUAUCUUCACCACUAUCAUGUCAAUGAUCACUACAGUUCACGGAAUCCUAGCAGCAAUGGAUACAACGAGCGGCCGCGCAUUACAUGAGGAUUCUCACUCCGAACGAAUAACUAGCACUUUAGCUGACAACUCAUAUAAAGACGAUUUUUCAUCCGUCCUUCGUCCAUGAUUGUGCCACAUAUAUCCGAA